AUCACGGUGUGGAAGAGGUACAGUGAUUUCCGGAAACUUCAUCACGACCUCUGGCAACUACACAGGAAUCUCUUCAGUCAAUCAGAGCUCUUCCCACCCUUCGCCAAGACCAAAGUGUUUGGACGUUUUGAUGAGACGGUGAUUGAGGAGAGGAGGCAGUGCUCAGAAGAUCUGCUCCAGUUCUCUGCUAACAUCCCAGCCCUCUACAGCAGCCAGCACAUCCAGGACUUCUUCAAGGGAGGGGAGGUCAGCGACGGCUCAGAGCUUAUUGGACCGGCUGAACCCUUCUUGGACUUCCUGGCUGACAGCCUAUCAGACUGCGGCUCUGAAGUUCAGAGGGAUCUCGGUGGAGCAGAUGAUUUGACCAUUACCAGUCAGUCUGAAUAUGGAGGUCCGUCCAGUGACAGUGACCUGACCUCCCUGGCCAUAGACAUAGACUCUUUGGCCGAGCUGGACGAUGGCAUGGCCUCAGGCCGUAGCUCGCCCAACCAGCCACUGGGAGGCUCCAGCACCAUCACAAGUACCCACAGCAGCCCCUCUCUGCCCCCCCUGUAUGACUACCAGCAGCACCGCCAUCAGCAGCACACCUCGAAUCCAGCCCCCUGCUCCCCAGCCCCCGAGGUCAGCCGAACCAGCAGGACAGCGCUGUUCCCCUCCAGUCUGAGGAGAGGUAAUGCUAAGGAAACCAAGAGAGACUACCUGGACAGGGCUAGUGAACACAUCCGAUUGGCCGUGCAGAAGGAAGCGGAGCAGGACUACCAAUCAGCGUUCUCCUACUACAGGAGCGGGGUGGAUUUGCUUCUGCAAGGGGUGCAAGGCGAGCCCAGCCCUACGAGGCGGGAGGCUGUGAAGAGAAGGACGGCUGAGUAUCUGAUGCGUGCUGAGCAGAUAUCCAAUCAGCAUCUGAGAAACAGCAUGGGUCAAGGGUCAACACAGACCGUGGCCAUGGGGGCGCAAUGCUCUACUGCCACCUGCAGAGGGGGUCAGCAGAGUCCAGCCGAGGAGCUCAGGGCCUACAUGGUGCUGGGGGUCAUCGAUAAGGUUCUUCUGGUUAUGGAUAAGAGAACCCAGGAGACCUUUAUUUUGAAAGGCUUGAGGAAGAGCAGUGACUGUGGGAGACCCAAGCGGACCAUCAUGCCUCACUCUGUGCCCCACAUGGUGCGGCUGAGGAAGUUCAUUGUCUCAGAGGACACUGUGUUUCUUCUGCUACAUUACGCUGAGGGUGGGAAGCUAUGGUCUCACAUUGGGAAGUUCCUGCGUAACUCCAGCCCGGAGGACAGCUUCGACAUUCCCUUCAUUCAGAAAAGCCACACCACGGCAGUCCACUCUGUCCAACAUGCUGCUCCCAAGCUGGGCUUGGACUCUGGCAGCUCUGGGACUGGGCCUGGAUGUGUGCUCCAGAGGCAAGGGGAGUCUUCUCUUGUCCUCCCCCAGAAGAGUGCUCUGCCUCUUGGGCUGGCUGACCGCCUUAGGCCCCAGUUGGACUCUGGAGCGACCUCUGAGUUAGAGGAGUGCACCGACAGUUAUCUGAAUCUCUGUAAUGAGUACGAGCAAGAAAAGGUAGAACCAGAAGCUCUAGGAGAGGUGGAGGAGGAGGGAGAGGUGUGUGUGUCGAGAGGACAGGAAGCAUCGUCGCUGGAUGUCACCGUCACCACGACAACCACUUCCUCCAGGACUCGCUCACUGCUUAGCAACGACAGCCUCUGCUCUCCAAUCAGCGCCCAGGAGCUGCGUUUCUUUACUGAGACGGCCGUGGAUCACAACAACGGGCGUUGCCAGGACAUCGGGCAGAACCACGGCGAGGUGUUCAGCCCCUUGCUCUCCCCCGCUGUUCCCCUCUCGUUGGACCAGUCCAAACGCAUCCCCAUGGAGUUCUUCCGCAUCGAUAGUAAGGACAGUGCUAGCGAGGUGACGUGGUGUCCUGACUCAGCCGAGCUGAGGCCCAAAUCAGACCCUUCCAAGCCACUCCCCUUCCUGGCCACCUCUGACCUGGGCUCUGAAGUCACAGACCUGUCGGACUUAGUGGAGGAGGUGAAAGGUCAUGGAGGUGGGUCUGACCGGUGGGGUCUGGAUGGUAGUGACCAGGGCUCUAAUGAGUCGGUACCAGUCAUCUCCUUUAAAGAGGCAGUGGUGGAGGACGAGGGUCGACCCCCUGACCUCCUGGUCAACCUGCCUGGGGUCAUUGGUGGGGAGGGAUUGGUGGGGGUAACUGGGGAAGUGGAGGCCUUACAGGAGGAGCUGGUGUCCUCAGGGGUGUGUCUGGCCCAGGAGGCCAAAGCCUCCCCUAAGUUGAUCCAGCCGGACGUCCUGCAGCUCCACCAUGAGCUUGAGGAGGGGGAGGAGCUGGCUGUGGGGCGGGCCCUUCCCUCGAUGAACAAACGCAUCACCUCUUCCUCUCCCUGCGCCUCCCUGUGGGACGACUGUGGCCUGGCCUUCGGAAAAGAUACCAAAAUGGCUUCCGGAGCUUCCGUACUCCCGAAUAAGGACUUCCUCCCUGCCAGCGCUGUGUCUAUAGGCCCGCUCUCUUCCUCCAACACAGACAUUCCAUUCGCUGACUCACUUAGCUCACUUCCUGAAAGAUUAGAAGCCAUUUUGAACCCACAGGUACACUCUGACAGUUUGGUUCUUAACCCAGACGGGACGAUAGCUGGCUCCAACCGCGGUCAGGAUGGGACAGGGGCCAGCUCUGGGGCAGAGAGUGCACUAGGCGUUGAGUCCCAGUUCCAGGCCAGUAAGGCUGGUGUGUUUGGUGUGGAGGACAUGGUAGAGUCAGAUAAGGAUGUGUCUCGGCUGUUUGCAGAGCUUGACCAGUUGUCUGCUGUAGCGUCCCAGGCCAGGAUUCCAGAGGAGUUUGUGAGGUGCUGGGCGGUGGACAUGGUCUCUGCCUUGGACUCACUCCAUCAGGAGGGCAUCGUCUGUAAGGACCUCAACCCCAACAACAUCCUCAUCAACAGCAAAGGCCAUGUUGAGCUGACGUAUUUCUGCAGCUGGAGUGACGUGGAAGACUCCUACGACAGGGAGGCCAUCACCAACAUGUACAGUGCACCAGAGGUGGGCGGUAUCAGCGAGGAGACGGCAGCGUGUGAUUGGUGGAGUUUGGGAGCCAUCUUGUUUGAGCUGCUCAUAGGCAAGUCUCUGCUGCAGUGCCACCCAGCUGGUAUCAGUCGCCACACGGCCCUCAACGUCCCUGAGUUUGUAUCUGAGGAGGCCAUGUCGCUACUGGUGGAGCUUCUCCAGUUCAACCCCAUAGAGAGGCUGGGGGCGGGAGUGGCAGGAGCAGAGGACAUCAAAUCACAUCCCUUCUUUGGCCGAGUGGACUGGCCCAAAUAAGCCCAGUGCAUUGUGGGACGGUGGAGGCCAGAAAUGAAUGCUGUGGGCGGUUCGAGCUGCUGACAGGGUGGGCACAAACACACAGACACAGACACAGAGACCCAGACGUGGCCAGUGUCAACAAAUGAACUCUUGUUGGGGAGUUGGACAUAUCGUCUACACACCUACCUUGUACAUGUUACUCUCACUGACGUUCUCUUUAUCUUCACGUUGAGCAGCUUAGACUGUUGAGACAUGAUGCAUGUGGUGCAAUAAACUAACUAGUCCUUUUAUGGAAGGGUGGUUCACAAAGUCAAUUAAACUUUUUCUUAUUUCAACAAGACAACCAACGGUCUUCUGACAUUUCACAGUCCAUAUACAUUCCCCUGUAUUAAUAGGUUGCGUACUGUUUUCUCCGACCUAAAAUUGUAGAUGCCCUCCUCUUGGCCGCAGAGCCAAAAUGUUGCUGUUUCAAAGCUUAAUAUCCUGCAAUUCUACACUUUGCCUUGGGGUGGACUGAAAAUGUUACUGUUUUAAAGCUAAUAUCCUGCAGUUCUACACUUAGCUUUGGGGUGGACUGAAAAUGUUACUGUUUUAAAGCUAAUAUCCUGCAGUUCUACACUUAGCUUUGGGGCGGACUGAAAAUGUUACUGUUUUAAAGCUAAUAUCCUGCAGUUCUACACUUGCCUUGGGGCGGACUGAAAAUGUUACUGUUUUAAAGCUAAUAUCCUGCAGUUCUACACUUUUACUACAAUUCUACACAUAAUUAAACACAUUUUGCUGUGGGGCGGUGAGAACAUUUUUUUGACUUUUAAAGCUAGUUUCCUGCAAUUCUACACAUUUUUUCAUAGCAUAAGAACACGGCAUAAGCCAUUUGAGUGACUCAAACAUAACAUCUAUGGGGCCCCAUGUUGUUUUUUGACUUUUAAAUUCUCAUGUACUGUCUAGUUUUUGUUUUGGUGGUGGUUAGUUCUCAAAGAUGAUAUUAUUUUAAAACAUAUAGCUCUUAGCUUUUCUACCUACUUUUAUAUCUGGUUUUAGUCGUUUCCGUUUACACUGAAAACAUUUUAUCCUGAAAGUUAUUUGAAUUUUUGCAUAUAAAAAAAACUACAUAUUUUUGUGUGUUGACAACGAUUGGCCACUGCUAAAUUAAUAUAGGGGAAACACUGGCAUUGUACUCGGGAGAUGCAUUGUAUAACAGUUGCCAUGGUUGAACAAUGGUUGAAUGAAGGGUGAAUAUUGGUUGGAUUAUGGUUGAGUAAUGUUUUGUAGGGUUGUCUGAAUGGUAUAGUCGAAGGUGCGUGUUUUUUUUUACCCAGAGAAACCCACUGUACUGUACAUCAGUGUUUUUCUGUGCAUUUGAUAAUAUAUUAUAUAUCAUAUUUAAUGAAAAGACAACUAUUAUAGAUUCAAUAAUUGAUGUUCAUGCAUUGAUCUCGUCAUGUCCAUUGUCAUGUAGCCUAAAACUCCCCAUCUGUGUGUUGUCAAGGUAAUUUGUAAUGUCAUUUAUAUUCAUCUGUUUCACACCCAAUCCUAAUUCUCAUUGGUGUCCACUUCUACUCUGACCAAUACCUACUACUUUCAAUCACUCACUUCUUCUACACUAUUUCUUUCCCAAUGAAUGUAGAGCUCCCAUCGGAUGACCUGACAGACUCCGCCUAUUACAAGUCCCACUGUAUGCUGCCUACCUUGUUAAAAUGGCAGAACACUGUCAUCCCCAAUGUAACUCCUGCGCAUCACAUACUGCCUCCUGUGCAUCCCAUCGCAUACUGCCUGUAACUAACCACAGAUCUAGGAUCAGCUUACACUAACCUAAUAUAACCAUAAACUACUCAGAGGAAAAAACGAUUAUAGACCAGUACUUGGGGACACCUUGAUGAUUUGAAAAUCCCUAUUCAAACCUGAUUGAUUCCUCUAUUUUGUUCUGGCUCUCUGGUUAAUUGAUUGACUAACGACAUGGCAUGGACCUAGCAGUUAGCCGUACACUUAGUUACUAUCCAUGUCCUACAUUCUCUGAGAUGCCAAACACUACCAGUGAGAGAUGUAUGUGUGCCUGCAAUAGUUGGUUUUCUAUGUUUCUUACUGUGUCUAGCUAUUCUCACUUACACAUGUUUUAUGUAUUAGUCUGUCCUCUCUGGAAUACAACUUAAUAAACACACAUCUGGAUCAUC
Oncorhynchus gorbuscha (pink salmon) is the source of this 5480-nucleotide messenger RNA. It is a transcript of the gene rps6kc1, whose product is annotated as ribosomal protein S6 kinase polypeptide 1. The record is from RefSeq and is a predicted model, not a curated record. Gene Ontology annotation, molecular function: ATP binding; protein kinase activity; phosphatidylinositol binding. NCBI's taxonomy places the organism in Eukaryota, Metazoa, Chordata, Actinopteri, Salmoniformes, Salmonidae. Gene Ontology annotation, cellular component: early endosome. Gene Ontology annotation, biological process: protein phosphorylation.